Molecule: messenger RNA, 441 nt
Organism: Lotus japonicus
Lineage: Eukaryota; Viridiplantae; Streptophyta; Magnoliopsida; Fabales; Fabaceae
Product: S-protein homolog 2-like
Exons: 1
Coding region: 1-441 (146 amino acids)
Source: RefSeq, a predicted model, not a curated record
AUGGCUCUAGAAACCAAUUUUUUUGUUUCACUCCUCCUCUUGAUGCUGGCAUUGAGGUUCAAUACUGGUGAUACAUUGUCAUUACCUCAUGGUGCCCCAGUAACAGUAGAAAUCAUAAACGGUUUCGGUGAAGCUAAGCUUGCACCACUCGUGACAAAUGUGACUCUCCAUUGCAAAUCCAAGGAUGAUAGUCUGGGAUAUCACACACUUCAUGUAGGAGCUUCAUACAGAUUUCAGUUCAAUCGGAACUAUUUUCUUCCCACAACGUUGUUCUGGUGCUUCUUCACGUGGCCACAAGACCAAACUCGUCACUAUAUUGACAUUUAUGAGGAGGAUCGAGACGAAUGUACGUUCUGUUCUUGGAAGAUAUGGUCUGGAGGUGCAUGUAUGUAUGAUGUUGAUGGUGAUGGGUACUCUAGGUGCUUACCUUGGAACAAAUAA